GCGCCUAUGUCACUGGACUCCUCACCCAGUGAAGGUGAUAGUGAAGACCACGUUUCUACGUCUAGUGACUCUUCUGGGGCUUCCACGCUGGCUACGGAUCAAGAGGAUGUAUUUGGACUCAUUUCCAAUGCCGGUUUACCUCUAAACGAGGCUCUGGAACCUUAUUCGUCCAAUGGAUGGCCUCUGCAGCCUCCCAUUACUGAACCAGAAGACUGGGACGGAGAUUCACCCUACCAAUCGAUCGUGAACGUUCUUCGCCACGAAGCAACGCUUCCCCUACGACAACUUCUACCCCCUGGUUAUCACCCCAUCACCUCCUCCGCUCUCGAAAUGAACGGAUCAGAUGAUACUUCUAUACGUCGCCGGCAGCCCCAACGUCGUCCCAACCGCCUUGCUCUCGUUAAUGGCUGUUCACCCCACGACGAAACCGUAGAUGCGGUGGUUGAUGGGCUGGUGGACGACGAUGUCGAUAGGGAGGAUGAAGUGAGAUCGGAGACUUCGGCAGAAGCUGAACCUAUGGAACUCGAUGGGUAUCCUUCGGACUCAGAGGUUUCAGCGGCCUCGUCGAUGACAACGGCUGCGCACUUUUGGAAUUCUGUUACCGAUGCGGCAGCGACGCCGUUAGUGCCGUCAGCGUCGCCCGGCGAACUAGCUAGAAGAGCUCGAGGACUAUCGCAGUGGAGAACACAGGUUCCCUCCAGACGUGCUCUUCACUCUCGCCUACCUGCCUUCGGACCCACCUGUCGUGUGCCCUUUCUACCCACCUCUAGUCUUCGUGAGUGCAUGGAUUCAGUCUAUUUUUGCCGAUGUAGCGGGAACCACCAGGUCGGCAUCCUGGCUUUUGACGAAUUUUCAUAG
Hydatigera taeniaeformis is the source of this 858-nucleotide messenger RNA. The record is from the annotation of a GenBank genome assembly. Lineage: Eukaryota; Metazoa; Platyhelminthes; Cestoda; Cyclophyllidea; Taeniidae.